This is a messenger RNA of Aricia agestis (brown argus), 1647 nucleotides long. RefSeq names its product facilitated trehalose transporter Tret1-like. Gene Ontology annotation, molecular function: transmembrane transporter activity. Gene Ontology annotation, biological process: transmembrane transport. The transcript has 9 exons. Gene Ontology annotation, cellular component: membrane. Lineage: Eukaryota; Metazoa; Arthropoda; Insecta; Lepidoptera; Lycaenidae. The record is from RefSeq and is a predicted model, not a curated record. Bases 162 to 1610 code for a protein of 482 amino acids.
UCAAAGCUUUGUCGGUCGUGUUCGAAAUAAAAAAUGUUACGCAAAUAUGUGCUCAAAGUAUCCUCAUUCAUCUAUUUAAUUAUUUGAUUGAGAAUAGUUAGGUAGUGCAAGCAAAUUUAAUAAUUUUUGACUUUAAUAAAUUGUACCUGUGAGUUAGUAAAAUGAAGGUUUACGGGGUGUUCGGUAACGGCAGUAAAGUGAACCAAGUGGUCAUCGCAGUUCUAAUAAACCUGCCAGUAUUCGUGUACGGUGCCAGCAUAGGAUGGCUGUCUCCCAUGUCGUUGCUGCUUCAGUCAGACCAAUCACCGAGUGGUGUCCCCCUAUCAGAUGCAGUGAUAUCAUGGAUCGCAGCGGUCCCAUAUUUAGUGUGCAUCUUCUUCGACUUCAUCAUGGCUGUGAUAUCGGAUAGAUUAGGAAGAAAAGUCGCCCUUAUUUUCAUAUCAGUUGCUAACGCUACAAGUUGGAUAUUGUUGCUGGUAUCGACUGAGACAUGGGCACUGAUCCUCGCCCGUGCUCUGAUCGGAAUCCCCAUGGCAGGCGCUAUGGUCACCUGCCCCAUGUACACGAAGGAGAUCAGCGAUGACUCUAUUCGUGGUAGUUUAGGAUGUUUGGUAAUAAUGUUCCAAACGAUAGGGAACCUGUUUCUGUAUGUCAUCGGUGAUAUGCUGAGUUACCGCACGAUACUGUGGAUCUGCCUGGCCGUGCCGAUCGCGCACGUGAUAGUGUUUGUGCCAAUGCCGGAGUCGCCGUCGUAUCUAGUCAAGAAGGGUAAAACGAAGGCAGCAGUGGCGGCUUUAGCAUGGCUCAAAUGUAAGAGUGAGACUGAUAAUGAAAUCCUAGAAGAAUUGGAUCUUAUAAUUAAGGAACAAAAAAAUGAUGAAAUGACCAGUUCAAAUUUUCUACUUAAAACAUUAGUUACCGACAAGCUUCUAUCCAGAGCCUUCACUAUCGCUAUGGCAGUGACGCUAGCGAGAGAAGUAUGUGGGGCCAUCCCAGUGCUUAACUUCGCUGGGGAGAUAUUCUCGUCUGCUUCGGAAGGAUCUACAGUCAUAUUCAGCCCCAACCAACAGGCCAUGGUUCUUGGAGCUGUGCAAGUUGUAGGAGCAGUACUAGCGUCUAGCGUUGUUGAAAAAGCCGGAAGAAAGCCAUUGUUAUUCCUGACAUCGUUGAUAUCAGGGCUCAGCAUGUGUGCACUAGCGACGUGGUUCCUGCUUCGGGAUUACCAGAUAUACGCACCUACAUGGAUACCACUUCUGACUUUAUGCCUUUGCAUCUUUUGUGAUGCGUCCGGUCUGCAACCUGUCUCCAUGGUAUUGACUGGGGAGAUUGUCUCAUAUAAGUAUCGAAGCACAGUGAUGGCAGCCACUAUGUCCGUAUCAUCAGUAGCGGACUUCCUUCAGAUGCUAGCAUUUAAACCGCUAGCAAAUAUGAUUGGAAUACAUGUAGCGUUCUACUUCUUUGGUAUUAUAUGUAUUCUUAUGGCUGUCUACGUAAUUAUACAAAUACCUGAGACCAAAGGAAGGACUCUUGAAGAUAUUCACAAAGAUUUAUCGAAAGGAAUCGUCAGAGUAGAUAAGGAGGCUAAAAAAAGUGUACAGACGGCACUUUAAAUACUUGUUAGAUAUUAAUAAAUUUAUUUGACUGUUA